Molecule: messenger RNA, 1240 nt
Organism: Adelges cooleyi (spruce gall adelgid)
Lineage: Eukaryota; Metazoa; Arthropoda; Insecta; Hemiptera; Adelgidae
Product: omega-amidase NIT2
Exons: 6
Coding region: 148-1062 (304 amino acids)
Biological process (GO): oxaloacetate metabolic process; L-glutamine metabolic process
Cellular component (GO): mitochondrion
Molecular function (GO): omega-amidase activity
Source: RefSeq, a predicted model, not a curated record
AAAUCUUAUCUAAUCUUUUUUUUUUUAAUUGAUUCUUUAAUUCUUAUGUGAAUAUUAAAUUAAUAGUUUUAUGAUGUAUUUAGAUUAGUCUAUACAACGCGACUACCAGACUAAAUAAAUUAGUGUUUGUUUCUGUUAUCGUUAUAAAUGUUAAGACGUAAAUCAAAUAAAUUCUGUUUACAAGUUUUGUGUAGCUACAAAUUUAGAAUGGCUUCCUCAGAAUCUUCAGGUUUUCGCACAGCUUUAUUACAAAUGACAGUGACUGCAGAUAAAAAAGCAAAUGUUUCGAUGGCUUUAAAACGGAUUGAGUUAGCUAAAGCUAAUGGUUGUACUUUAGCCAUAUUACCAGAAUGCUUUAACUCGCCUUAUAAUACAGCUUUGUUCAAAAAAUAUUCAGAAUCCGUUCCUGAUGGUGAAACUUGUCAGGCAUUAUCACAGGCUGCGAAAAAAAAUAAAAUUUACAUUGUAGGCGGAUCAAUUCCAGAAUUAUGUGACAAUAAAGUUUAUAAUACUUGUACAGUGUGGGAUCCUAAUGGUAAUUUGAUAGCUAAACACAGAAAGAUGCAUCUAUUUGACAUUAAUGUACCAGGUGGUAUGUGCUUUAAGGAAUCUGAUGCGUUAACAGCUGGAAAUACUAUAAACACAUUUGAAAUAAAUUCUAAAAAAAUUGGUUUAGGAAUAUGUUAUGAUAUGCGAUUUCCUGAAAUGGCUACGCUAUAUCGAAAGAAAGGUUGUGAUAUGUUAAUAUACCCAGCUGCAUUCAAUAUGACAACAGGCCCACUACAUUGGACAUUGUUAAUUAGAGCUCGUGCCAUAGAUAAUCAGUUAUUUGUUGCAACCGCAUCGCCUGCUAGAGUUACCGAUUCUAAAUAUGUAGCUUGGGGACAUUCAAUGAUUGUAGAUCCAUGGGGUAAAAUAUUAGAUGAAGCUACAGAGAAGGAUACAGAUUUAUAUAUAGAUCUUGAUUUUUCAGCUAGGGAAAAUAUCAGACAGCAAAUACCUACCGAGUUUCAAAGAAGAACUGAUUUGUAUGAUACAGUCGAAAUAAAAAAUAAAUAUUAAAUACUAUUUGUCAUAAAAAUAGUUUGCCAUUAAAAUCCUAACUAUAUUAACUAAUAAGUUACCAAAUAAACAAUUAUUACUUAUACUACCUUUUCUGUUAGAUAUUAAUUUAAACAGUUAUUUGUAGUUUUUUUUAUUAAAUGUUUAUAAUUUUCUGUAGUUUUAGGACAAAUAUAUG